This is a messenger RNA of Aphanomyces invadans, 1391 nucleotides long. RefSeq lists its product as hypothetical. NCBI's taxonomy places the organism in Eukaryota, Oomycota, Saprolegniomycetes, Saprolegniales, Verrucalvaceae. Bases 766 to 1338 code for a protein of 190 amino acids. The record is from RefSeq and is a predicted model, not a curated record. The transcript is spliced from 2 exons. Gene Ontology annotation, molecular function: protein binding.
CGCGCCAUCAACUCGCCGACUGAACGUGCAGAGAAAUGCUUCCAAGUGUUAAGUGAGAUAUGCCCGCGGUCUCGUUGCGUGACGCUUACAGUGUCCAAGUUGGAUUUAUUAUGCCCAGUGGUAACCACGGGUCAGGAGGGCCAAUUCUGGCGGGCCAAGACGGACUGCUGUAGCCGCCUUGCAGCCCACUGAAGACGAUAAGGCACGCAGAGAUGUGGAUCGUACAUGAAGGCGGAUACCUCUGACGCAUGGCCUCGUCCAAGACAAGCGGCAAACCGAAGCUAAUUGUUGCAACGACAACAAGUCCAAUGUGCAUGCGUGUUCGCGGCCGUUCUCGCAACACCCACCGAGGAGGGAUGUGUGCAUACUUUCCUAGUGCGGUGCACACAGUCCACCGACAAACGUACCCACCUUUUCUUGAGAUUGCGUUCAAUGGUGUCCUGGCCCUCCGCGCUCUUGCCAACCGUGAGCAAAGGUCGACAUGGUCGCUUGAGGUCGAUGCUGGCGCGACAAGUCGCACUCGAGGACGUAACUUGAUAAUGCAGCGCUCGAGGUGGCCGCUGUCACCAGUGCCAUUCCACAGCUACCUGCAUCGAUUUGGCGAGAUCGCGCAGCGUAUCUCGACGGGACAAGGACUGUUGACCGAAGCUAUCGCAACUUUGAGCCCCACCCGAAUUGGCGUGGCUGGGUUGGCUGGUUUUGAACCAAUGGCAUCGUAGUUGAAGUGGCCUUGUUGCUCUUUGCCAAUCAAAACGUCAUUCGGCGAUGGCGGCGGCGACUGCGGUGUUGACGGCGCACGGCCUCGUCCUCCAUGUCCUAGCGUAUGCUCCUGGCGUGUCGUUCUCGGUGCGGGCAUUCCUGGCGUCGUGCCGAGAUUUGCCACACUUGGGGUUGGCGCCGACCGAAUUGGACAUGGCAUGCCGGUUGGGAUAUUUGCCACUCGUGUUGAAACUAAAAGACCGACCAUGCACGACCAAGGCCAUGGACUGGGCAGCCGCGAAUGGGCACUUGCACGUGGUUCAGUACCUCCAUGGCCAUCGAUCCGAGGGGUGCACAGUCGACGCGAUCGACCGCGCGGCUCAAAAUGGACACCUCGAUGUUGUGAGAUUUCUCACGACGCAACGACACGAAGGGUAUACCGCCAAUGCAAUGGUGUGGGCAGCAGUCCAUGGCCACGUGGACGUGUUGAUGGCGCUGCACGACACAAAUUCUUCGUGCGAAUGGAAUCACGAUUACGCAUUAAACCGUGCCAUCGCAAACGGCCACGAACAUGUAGGCAAUUGGGUACAGUCCGUCUUCGUCCAUCCAAGGCCAUCACAAAACCCCGAAAUGCUGUAGCGUGGCAGGCGCGACGACUAAUGAAUGGAAAUCGACGUGUUGUGAAUUCGCGA